AUACCUGCUUGAACAAGAUUUUCCAGGCAUGCGGAUUGGUCCAGAGCCUACCACGGAUUCUUUUAUUGCUGUGAUGUAUGGAGAUUCAGAAGGAAAUGUUCCUGGAAAUGCCCUAGUUGUUGAUCCUAAGAAGCCGUUCCGCAAACUCAGCCGCUUUGGAAAUGCUUUCCUGAACAGGUUCAUGUGUUCUCAGUUACCUAACCAGGUACUAAAGAGCAUCAGUAUCAUUGACAGCCCUGGCAUUCUCUCUGGAGAGAAGCAGCGCAUCAGCAGAGGCUAUGACUUCUGCCAAGUCCUCCAGUGGUUUGCUGAGAGGGUCGACCGCAUCAUCCUCCUUUUUGAUGCUCAUAAACUGGAUAUAUCUGAUGAGUUUUCAGAGGCUAUUAAGUCAUUUCGGGGCCAGGAUGACAAGAUUCGAGUGGUGCUUAACAAGGCUGACCAAGUGGACACACAGCAGCUGAUGAGGGUCUACGGUGCGCUCAUGUGGUCCCUGGGAAAGGUGAUCAACACUCCAGAGGUGCUGCGGGUCUACAUUGGCUCCUUCUGGGCCCAUCCUCUCCGAAACACAGAGAAUCGAAGACUCUUUGAAGCUGAGGCACAGGAUCUUUUCAAGGAUAUCCAGAGUCUCCCGCAGAAGGCCGCUGUGCGGAAACUCAAUGAUCUCAUUAAGAGGGCGAGACUUGCAAAGGUUCAUGCUUAUAUCAUCAGCUAUCUGAAAAAAGAAAUGCCCUCUGUAUUUGGAAAAGAGAACAAGAAGAAGGAACUGAUCAGCAGAUUACCUGACAUCUACAUCCAGCUGCAAAGGGAAUACCAUAUCUCAGCAGGAGACUUCCCUGAAGUCAAGAAAAUGCAGGAGCUGUUGGAGACUUGUGACUUCACUAAAUUUCACUCUUUGAAACCAAAGCUAAUUGAAGCUGUGGAUAACAUGCUGGCCAACAAAAUUGCCUCCCUGAUGAGCCUGAUCAGUCAGGAGGAGAGCAAUAUGCCCACAGAGAUGGUACAUGGUGGAGCAUUUGAUGGCACCAUGGCAGGACCUUUUGGCCAUGGAUAUGGAGAAGGUGCUAAGGAAGGAGCUGAUGAGGACGAAUGGGUUGUUGCCAAAGAUAAACCUGCUUAUGAUGAGAUUUUCUACACUCUGUCACCAAUCAAUGGCAAAAUAUCUGGGAUCAGUGCAAAGAAGGAGAUGGUGACUUCUAAACUACCCAACAGUGUCUUGGGGAAGAUCUGGAAACUUGCAGACUGUGAUGGUGAUGGGAUGUUGGAUGAUGAGGAGUUUGCAUUAGCAAAACAUCUUAUCAAGAUUAAACUGGAUGGAUAUGAACUGCCUGGCACGCUACCUUCCCACCUGGUGCCACCAUCUCACAGGAAACCUUUGCAGACAACAGAGUGA
Messenger RNA from Phaethon lepturus (White-tailed tropicbird), 1390 nucleotides. RefSeq names its product EH-domain containing 4 (gene EHD4). NCBI's taxonomy places the organism in Eukaryota, Metazoa, Chordata, Aves, Phaethontiformes, Phaethontidae. Gene Ontology annotation, molecular function: calcium ion binding; GTP binding; protein binding. The record is from RefSeq and is a predicted model, not a curated record. The annotation marks the transcript as partial. Gene Ontology annotation, biological process: endosomal transport; endocytosis. Gene Ontology annotation, cellular component: cytoplasm; plasma membrane. The transcript has 5 exons.